Cajanus cajan (pigeon pea) is the source of this 1056-nucleotide messenger RNA. The record is from RefSeq and is a predicted model, not a curated record. NCBI's taxonomy places the organism in Eukaryota, Viridiplantae, Streptophyta, Magnoliopsida, Fabales, Fabaceae.
AUGCAGUAUACAUCGCUCAACACCAGCAGGGCCAAGGUGUUGGAGCAGGCCUUAGCCACAGAAGUCCUAGCUGUUCCUCGAAGAGCUAUGACCCCGCCUUACGCUGAUAAGACGAAAGCAUGUCAGUUCCAUCGGAAUAGGGGGCACACUACUGAGGAGUGCUCUGCCCUUCGGGAUCGCAUCGAAGACCUCGUCAAGGCCAGCCAUCUUCAAAACUUCAUUCGGUCAACAGAUAACAGAAGGAACGACUACCGCCCUGGUAGGGGGGAGUACAGAAGGGACAAUCAAGAUCGGGCACCUCCGCGGAACCAAUCCCGUGAGCGCAGCAGGUCCCAAGAUAGAAACAAUCAGCGAGACCGUAAUCAGCCUAGGCGAGUGAUAAACACCAUUGCUGGAGGCUUUGCGGGAGGAGGAAGCUCAUCUUCGGCCCGAAAGAGACAUUUGAGGGCCAUCAAGUCGGUCAACGCUAUAGGAUGGGCCUCCCCCAUUCGUAUGCCCCCUAUAACAUUCACUGACCAAGAUUUCCAAGGCAUUGACCCGGUGCAAGAUGAUCUGAUAGUCAUCAGUGUAGAGAUCAACAAUUGUAUUGUGAAGAAGACUCUGGUUGAUCAGGGGAGCUCGACAGACAUCUUGUACUGGAAGACGUUCGAGCAACUUGGCAUCCCGGAAGAAGAACUGACGCCUUACGAUGAAUUCUUGGUAGGGUUUUCGGGUGAACGAGUAGACACUCGAGGAACGAUAGACCUGUAUACCUACUUCGAAGAUGACCAGCGUAGACGAAUUAAGGUGCGUUACGUAGUGAUGCAUGCCAACACUUCAUACAACAUUCUGCUAGGCCGACCCUCGCUGAACAAGCUCCGAGCCAUCGUCUCCACCCCACAUUUGGCUAUGAAGUUCCCAUCGGAGGAAGGGACCAUCAUCACUUUGCACGCCGAUCAGAAAACGGCGCGCGAAUGUUACUUCGCCAAUUUAAAGGUACAGCCAACUCCAAAGCCAAGACGAGAUGUCAACGUCAUCGGCGAUGUUGGCCAACCGAAAUUAAUCCCUAAAACUUGA